This is a messenger RNA of Trematomus bernacchii (emerald rockcod), 2727 nucleotides long. Its product is annotated as nucleobindin-2-like. NCBI's taxonomy places the organism in Eukaryota, Metazoa, Chordata, Actinopteri, Perciformes, Nototheniidae. Gene Ontology annotation, molecular function: calcium ion binding. Gene Ontology annotation, cellular component: extracellular exosome; endoplasmic reticulum-Golgi intermediate compartment. The coding region runs from base 107 to 1432 and encodes 441 amino acids. The record is from RefSeq and is a predicted model, not a curated record. The transcript has 13 exons.
GUAGCAUCGGAAAGCUCGGUGGUGGAUGACAUCUGUAAACAAGCUCCAGUGAAGCUGGAAACUAAACGAUAAAAACGCGGUAAAGAGUGAAAAAGAAGAGCUCGAAAUGGUGAGGGGUAACUCUUUGGUCCACUGUGGGCUGGUUCUGCUGAGUUUGUGGCUGUGUAUCCAGUCAGUGCCCAUCAGUGUGGACCGGUCCAAAGAAAAGUCUCCGGUGCAGGAACUGGAGGCCCCACAGAGCGCUGAGACUGGGCUGCACUACGACCGCUACCUCAGGGAAGUCAUCGAGUUCCUGGAGAAAGACCCCCACUUUAAAGAGAAGCUCAAAAAUGCCAACAUGGAUGACAUCAAGCAAGGCAAACUUGCCAAAGAGCUGAACUUUGUCCAACACAAUUUCCGUACGAAGCUGGACGAGCUGAAGAGGGAGGAGAUGAACCGGCUGCGGAUGCUCAUCAAAGUCAAACACGACAUUCAGGGAGGGAGCGGUGAGUCUGACCGGACCGUGGACCACCAGUCUCUGCUGAAGCAGUUUGAGCACCUCAGCCACCAGAACCCCAACACCUUCGAGGUGGAGGACCUGGACCAGCUCAUCCAAUCGGCGACCAAAGACCUGGAGAACUUCGACAAGGACCGCCACGAUGAGUUCAAGAAUUACGAGUUGACGAAGGAGCACGAGAGGAGGGAACGUCUGAAGACCAUGAGCGAGGAGACUCGCCAGCAGGAGGAGAAGCACUACGAGCAGCUGAGGAAGAAACACGCUGACCAUGCAAAAGUGAACCAUCCGGGCAGUGAAACCCAGCUGAAGGAGGUGUGGCAGGAGUCGGAUGGUAUGGACCCAGACAACUUUGAUCCCAAGACCUUCUUCAAAAUGCACGACACUAAUGGAGAUAGCUUCUUCGAUGAGAGCGAGCUUGAAGCUCUCUUCACUAAAGAGCUGGAGAAGGUGUACAACCCAGAGAACGAGGAAGACGACAUGGUUGAGAUGGAGGAAGAGAGGCUGCGAAUGAGAGAGCACGUUAUGAAUGAGGUGGACACCAACAAAGACAGACUUGUGUCAAUGAUCGAGUUCAUGGCUGCCACUCAGAAGGAGGAGUUCUUGGAAAAGGAUGAGUGGGAGACUUUGGAUCAGAACCCGCUCUACACAGAGGAGGAGAUGAGAGAGUACGAACAGCAUCUGGUCAACGAGGAGAACGACAUCCACCAGAAGUCUGUGGAGCUGCAGAAACAGAGGGAGGAGCUGGAGAGGAAACAGGAAGAACUCAGUGCUCAGAAGAUCGGCCUGCAGCAGGCAGUAGAAGAAAUGGAAAGGAUAAAAGGUGAUGUGAAACAUCCGGGCGCUGUCGCUGCAGGUGUAGCAACAGGAGGAGCUCCAGUUGUUCCAGGAAACUCUCGCCCUCUUCCCCCCGAUGUCCCAGUGCCAGGACACUCUUAGCAGGCUCUGUGUGCUGCCAGUGAGCGUGUAUGUGUGUGAGUGUGUGUGGGUGUGUGUGUGUGUUCGCCUUGUUAUUAUUCCCCAUUUUGGUUCAAAUGUUCCUUUUUUCUUUAACACCACUUGACGGAAAUAUGUCUAAAUAAUAAGCGCACAUAAGAGAAUCUGAUUUCUAGGCUUCAGAUUUGGUGCCACUGUCCCACUCUGCCUGCUGUAGCUGCAUACAUCUGAAGUGUGGAGCUGGUCCAGUUUUCCCUGGGGACAACCCACCCUCUUGUUUUUGUCAUUUUAAUCACAGCAUGACUCUGUUCUCCAUGGGAAGUGCUUUGGGAUGAAAGGGCGCGGGGGGGGUUGAGCCGAAAGUGAAUGUUUUGUUUUGUGCACACUGUAAUUCAUUGUCACUGAUUCUGUCUCUUGGAGGAAAUACUUGGGAAAUGAUUUAUUUAUCCCAUAAAAGAGAGCUGAUUGAUGCAUACAAAAUGAAUGUCAAAAACGUAACUUCAAAGCUUAUGUAGCGCUGCUGCCAAAAGAGUUUAUUCACUUUUUUUUCAUUUUUGGAACCGUGAAAUAUCGUUCUUUCUUGAAAUACUUUCCUUAAUUUCCAUAUUUGUUUUCUGCUUCAAAAUGUGAUCAUGGAUAUGAACUUUGGUUUAAACCGUAGGCUCUCAGUUAGUCGGAUCACUGUUGAUUUUCUUAUUUACCUUUUAUUCUUUUCUAUAAGCUGUAAGAGGACUCCAGACUGCUACAAUUACCCACAAUCCUCCUGUGAAAAUCUUGCACACGAAGCUAAAAAAAUCCUUCUUAAAGUUUUUAUUUUUCAAAGUUUACUCCUACGAACCGGAUGAUUGAAGAAAGUGUCUUUAGUUUACAGAUAAAGUUACAUAUAUUUAAAUCUUUUAAUUGAAGAUGAUUUUUUGUUGUUGGAUUGUAUGGAUUCUAAAGUGGCUGUCUGUUUACACUGAGUUGUGUCCGUGAAUCUUUCUCCUGAUAGAAUACGUUUUAAUUUAUUUAUUCUCUACACUUUCGUUACAGGUUACAUUUUGUCCUAAUAGAUGGGAAAUAUUAAAGCAUACAGAGCUUGUUACAGGGUGAAAACGGUGUUUAUUAAAGGUUAAUACGACAGAUCAGCGAUAGAAUAACAACUCAGAGUAAUUAUGAUUUUUUUUUGUUUAUUUUUUAAACAAUUGAGUUAUUGUCUUUUACAGAAAGCUGUUAAAUCUGUCCGACGCCAUGUGUGAAGAAUUCAUGAAACUGUAGUACAAGGUUUGAAUGUGGACAAUAAAAUGAAUGAGGUUGCA